This is a messenger RNA of Anthonomus grandis grandis, 1553 nucleotides long. Its product is annotated as calcitonin gene-related peptide type 1 receptor-like. Gene Ontology annotation, biological process: cell surface receptor signaling pathway; adenylate cyclase-modulating G protein-coupled receptor signaling pathway. NCBI's taxonomy places the organism in Eukaryota, Metazoa, Arthropoda, Insecta, Coleoptera, Curculionidae. Gene Ontology annotation, cellular component: plasma membrane. The record is from RefSeq and is a predicted model, not a curated record. The coding region runs from base 291 to 1499 and encodes 402 amino acids. Gene Ontology annotation, molecular function: G protein-coupled peptide receptor activity. The transcript is spliced from 8 exons.
UGAUAAUUUAUUGACAUUAACCAAUCAAGAGAGAGAGAGCAGGUUAGAAUUCACCAAUAUAGUUGCUAUAGCAUGAAUCGAAUUCAAUAUCCCUCCACAUGGUGUUGCGCUAAUUCUAAAACUCUUCUGUUUAUAGUCGCGAUGUACAAACUUCUUAUUUACUUACGGAUUUAGGUAUGUGGGAUUUCUCUUAAGCUUUUCCAAACGUUUUUCGCUUUAGUUCAGGUGUAGUUGGUUAAUGUGAGAGUGUGAAAAAGACUGAUUAGUUUUUAUUGAAUUUUUUUGUUGCUAUGGAGGAAGAUCUGUGUGGAACUAAGAACGUCACUAACAUAGGUUGGUGUCCAGAAAUCAACGACACAAUAUUGUGUUGGCCAGAAACGCCUCCUGGAACUUUAGCGAAUAAAACGUGUCCAAACUACCUCGAAGGUGAAGCAGUAGUGGGUUUUGCUUAUAAAUUAUGCAGAGAAAAUGGCACCUGGUAUGUGAACGAAAAGAAUAUUACCUGGACCAAUUAUGAGGAUUGUAGAUUUCCCGAUGAAAUAUUGGAGUUCUAUAAGUGUAUAAACUUCCUAUAUAUAAUCGGUUAUGCGAUAUCUUCCCUAGCAUUACUUGUUUCCUUAGUUGUCUUCUUCUCCUUCAGAAUACUUAAAUGCACAAGAAUCAAAAUUCACAUACAACUAUUCAUAUCAUUUUUAAUAAAUAGUUUACUGUCCAUUAUAUGGUAUACGGAAGUGGUCACUAAGGUGGAAGUGACUGAAGCAAAUCCGUUAUGGUGUCAAUUCCUUCACAUAGCCAAGGAGUACUUUAUGGUGGCGAAUUACAUGUGGAUGUUUUGCGAAUCUCUUCACCUCCACAUCGCCCUGGUGGUGGUUUUUAUGGCCGAUGAAAAAAUCAUGAAGUGGUUUUAUGCCAUCGGAUGGGGUGGAUCGUUCCUGAUAGUUUUAACGCACAACUUAGUUCGAAUUUAUUUAAGUCAAGAUACCGAGAGAUGCUUUAUGGAAGAGAACAGGGUCAGCACAUGGUUUAUUAGCGUCCCAAUUGUGCUUACCUUAGCAUCGUCAAUAAUUUUCCUUAUAAACAUAUUACUGGUGAUCCUAACAACACGGAAUCCGGCCUCUCCUAAUCCUGCCCCAGAUAGUACAAGGAAAGCGGUAAGGGCUGCAUUGAUACUUACCCCAUUGUUCGGGUUACAAUUCAUUUUUAUCCCGGUCAAACCUGAUGUAGGACAUCCCUUGUACAACAUAUACCUCUAUUUUAGUAUGGUCAUAAUUUCUUACCAGGGAUUAUGUUGCUCCAUUCUGUUCUGUUUCGCCAACCAUGAGGUGCAUCAAGCAGUCAAGCGAAGUAUCCAGAGAAAUGCACAUUUUCAAUACACCAGAUCGACAAAUUACCAAACUGCCGAUAGCGGUGGAACUGGUUUUAAUUUAAAUGGACAAAAUUCGAUGCCGUUGCUCUCUACACAUAAACAUGCGACAAAUAAUGGCAGUGUUAAACUUUAGAGUCCGAAUUUUAGCGAAAAAAAAACUGUUAUAAUAAACCAAUCUAAUUAGUUA